Molecule: messenger RNA, 291 nt
Organism: Sparassis crispa
Lineage: Eukaryota; Fungi; Basidiomycota; Agaricomycetes; Polyporales; Sparassidaceae
Exons: 1
Coding region: 1-291 (96 amino acids)
Source: RefSeq, a predicted model, not a curated record
AUGACCAUCUCUCUCCUGCAUGAAUCCUCCCUUGAUCUUGUCACGCACAUUCGUGACUUCAUCUCUUCUGCCCAACCUCAUCACCAUAGUCAACCUCUCCGUGAAUGGCAAUGUCUUCUUGGCUGGAUCAACUGGGGCCUCAACAUUGAGCCCUUGUUGCGCCCUGCCUUUCAAGCCUCAUACUCGAAGAUUCGUGGGCACUCCAUCAGUCACACACCGGUCCUGCUUAAUGCUCACAUCAUUCGCGACCUCACAUGGAUCAUGAUCACGUCUGUUGAGCGCAUGUCCUAG